AAAAUCCGUUUUCUAAUCAAUUAUCUUUAAUUAACAAUUAAUUAAUUUAAUUUAUUAUUUCUUUCUUUUUCCUUUAACCGUUUUGAACGAAUAUAUAAAGGUCCCAUACGGAUUUUUUUUUUAAUGAAAAUUUUUAUUCGAACUUCAAAAUUUAAAAACAAAUUCAUGAUUUGAUGUCUUACUAAAGAAAUUAAAAUUAACGAUACGUAUUUAAAUAAAAGUAAAAGGUACUAUUAAAUACGGAAAAUAGGAAUGGGGUUGGUUUCUAGUGAUUUUUCAUUUGCUGAGAGAGUAAUAAUUGAUGUAUGGAUCUGGUUAUGGUUUAUCUAUCGGGUAUGGUCAACCGAUAGAUUUGCUAGUUUACAAUGGAGCAAAAUAUGUAAUUUCGAUUUAAAAUCAAUAAUUACGUUGUUGAUUUUUUUGAUGUUGCCUGUUCAAGCCAUAUUUGAUAUUGCAUGGACAUAUAUAAAAUAUAAUGAAGGUUUUAUUACUGAUACUUCAAAUAACAAAAUAUAUACAAAGCCAAUUUAUGAUGAUAAUGGCCUCCAUUGGUCGAAAGAAAAUUUAUUAUUAAAAACAUUCACAGAAUAUUUGUUAGCCUUUUGUUUUGCUUUUCAAAUUGGAACUUUGGCCCUUAUGCAAGCAUUCUGGAGUCAUUUGUCCAGUCAAAUGGGUGGUAAACCUUUUAUGCGAACUUGGAAAUUCAGAUUUUAUGUCGGUUGGGUUUUUGCUUCUAUGUUUAUCUUCCCAUUGGCGAGAGCUCUUACUACUAAAAAUGAAAUUCUCAUUGAGACCAUUCCUCAAUCUAUUUAUGCUACUCAAAUGUUUAUAAUCUUUUUGCUUGGAAUAAAAAAUGGAAAAAGGUUGAAUGGUUUAUUAAAAUCAAUACAACACACUAGAUCUCCAUCAGGUCAAGAAACGAUCCUUCGAAUUCAUUAUUUUAUUGAAAUGAAUGAAUCUUUGAUGGUUGGAGCUUUAUUUAUAAGUAUUGGAAUAUUAUCAAGUAUUUUUAUUUCACUUUAUGGAAAUCAUUCAGUUACAUCAAAACUUUUAUUGGAUAUGUUUAUUAUACAUGUAAAUUUUGGAAGUUUAAUAUUAUGGGUUACAAUGAUUUUAAUCAUUUAUCCUAGAUAUUAUAUAACUGGAACAUCAGGUGCUGUUUUGGUUAGUUCAACUCCAACAACCGUGAAUGGUCAAACUUUAAUAAAUGGUCGUCAUGUUUCAGGAGAACCUAGUACUCCAACCGAUAAAUUAGCUUAUAGUCGUUCAAAUUCCUAUAUAAUUAAUUUAAAUACACCGACGACUGCUACUUUUGCUCAACCGUCAUCACCGACAAAAUCAAUAGCAAAUUCGUCAAUAUAUAAUAAAAGUGUCGAAAAAUCUAUAAAUAGUUUAUUGGAAGAACAGAAGCAACAAAUUGAAAUAUUUAGACACAAAACAUCCACAUCAAUAUCUUCCAUUAAAACUAUAGAGUCAAAUUAUACUAAUGCUUCAACUUUUCCUAUAAUACCACCUCCCCCUUUAUUACCGCCUCCUAAAAAAUAUCCCAUGGAGGAUAUUCAAGAUGUUGAAGUUGAAGUUAAUUCAUAAAUCAUAAUAAUAAUAAUAAUAAUAAUAAUAAUAAUAAUAAUAAUA
Molecule: messenger RNA, 1635 nt
Organism: Rhizophagus irregularis DAOM 181602=DAOM 197198
Lineage: Eukaryota; Fungi; Glomeromycota; Glomeromycetes; Glomerales; Glomeraceae
Source: RefSeq, a predicted model, not a curated record